Acanthosepion pharaonis is the source of this 1107-nucleotide messenger RNA. Lineage: Eukaryota; Metazoa; Mollusca; Cephalopoda; Sepiida; Sepiidae. The record is from the annotation of a GenBank genome assembly.
AUGGCAGCCAUAGACAGGGUCCGAAUCCUGGUGCUUGGAGAUUCUGGUGUUGGUAAAACAUCACUGGUCCAGCUAAUCUGUCACAAUGAAGUCACUGUUGAUCCAAGUUACACCAUUGGAUGCUCUGUGGAUGUUACAGUAAGUAAGCCUUUCUGUUUUUCUGUAGUGCUUUAUUUGUUUUCUCACCUUUCAAUCAUUUCACUCUCACCUCUUGCAUACACUUCUUCAUUUUUUCUCUCUCUCUCUCUCUCUGCUUCUGUCCUAGAACUGAUUUCUCUCUCUGCUUCUGUCCUAGAACUGAUUUCUCUCUCUGCUUCUGUCCUAGAACUGAUUUCUCUCUCUGCUUCUGUCCUAGAACCCAUUUCUCUCUCUGCUUCUGUCCUAGAACCCAUUUCUCUCUCUGCUUCUGUCCUAGAACCCAUUUCUCUCUCUGCUUCUGUCCUAGAACCCAUUUCUCUCUCUGCUUCUGUCCUAGAACCCAUUUCUCUCUCUGCUUCUGUCCUAGAACCCAUUUCUCUCUCUGCUUCUGUCCUAGAACUGAUUUCUCUCUCUGCUUCUGUCCUAGAACCCAUUUCUCUCUCUGCUUCUGUCCUAGAACCCAUUUCUCUCUCUGCUUCUAACCCAUUUUCUCUCUCUGCUUCUGUCCUAGAACCCAUUUCUCUCUCUGCUUCUGUCCUAGAACCCAUUUCUCUCUCUGCUUCUGUCCUAGAACCCAUUUCUCUCUCUGCUUCUGUCCUAGAACCCAUUUCUCUCACUCUCUCUUAUAUUAUAACUCAUUUCUUUCUCUCUUGUCUACUCUAUCCUAUAACAGAUUUCUCUCACUCUCAUCCUAUAACAGAUUUCUCUCACUCUCAUCCUAUAACAGAUUUCUCUCUCUCAUCCUAUAACAGAUUUCUCUCUCUCUCAUCCUAUAACAGAUUUCUCUCUCUCUCAUCCUAUAACAGAUUUCUCUCACUCUCAUCCUAUAACAGAUUUCUCUCUCUCUCAUCCUAUAACAGAUUUCUCUCUCUCUCAUCCUAUAACAGAUUUCUCUCUCUCUCAUCCUAUAACAGCUUUCCUCUCUCUCAUCCUAUAACAGCUUUCCUCUCUCUCUCAUCUAUCCUAUAA